Sinocyclocheilus rhinocerous is the source of this 1743-nucleotide messenger RNA. RefSeq names its product protein cornichon homolog 1. NCBI's taxonomy places the organism in Eukaryota, Metazoa, Chordata, Actinopteri, Cypriniformes, Cyprinidae. The record is from RefSeq and is a predicted model, not a curated record. Bases 76 to 510 code for a protein of 144 amino acids. The transcript is spliced from 5 exons. Gene Ontology annotation, biological process: vesicle-mediated transport.
UUUCCAGUCACGUGACUUACAGCUGUCUCAACGUCACAGCAGUCGUCGGUCUGGAUAAUUCCACAUGAGCGAAAAAUGGCGUUCACAUUCGCGGCCUUUUGUUAUAUGCUGGCGCUACUGCUGACGGCGGCGCUUAUCUUCUUCGCUAUUUGGCAUAUAAUUGCAUUUGAUGAGCUGAAGACGGACUAUAAGAAUCCUAUAGACCAAUGUAACACGUUAAACCCGCUCGUCUUGCCGGAGUACCUCAUCCAUGUGUUCUUCUGCGUAAUGUUCCUGUGCGCCGCAGAAUGGCUGACGCUUGGACUCAACAUGCCCCUGCUGGCCUAUCACAUCUGGAGGUAUAUGAGCCGCCCUGUGAUGAGUGGACCUGGAUUGUAUGACCCCACUACAAUAAUGAACGCAGAUAUUCUGGCAUACUGUCAGAAGGAGGGCUGGUGCAAGCUUGCAUUCUACCUCCUCUCAUUCUUCUACUAUCUUUACGGAAUGAUCUACGUUUUGGUGAGCUCCUAAACUGGAUAGAGCUGGAAAGCAUAUAUGGAAGCGUUUGAGAUGCUGAUUUUAAAACCCAAAUGGAGCUGAAUUUGGACUCUGCCAUCUCUCUCAGUUCUGCUCAGCUGUUUCAAAUGGACAUUGACUUUAUUUACUCCUCAUUGGCAAAGAACGAUCCAGGAAUCAAGCAGCCUGCAUAACUCCAGAACCACACAUGCAAAAAUAAAUGAUUACCAACUCUUUAGUACAACCUCUUUAGACUUACACAUGCCGCACCAAUGCCAAAGCACUUCACACACUGAGAGCAUUAGUAGAUGAGAGGAAACAGUUCGUGUCCAAAGCAGAGGCACAAGGACUUCAACACUAUACCACUGAUGGAUAUGUGCAAAGAUUUUACUCUUGUGUUUUCAAACUGUAGGACAAAAUAAAGAUCUUGAUUGUAGCAUUUUUACAGACUUCUUUUAUCUUAUAUAUAUAUUACUGCCUUGUAGCUCAGUCAGUUCUUUAAUUUGUUCUUCAGAGUCGUGUGCUGCUUUGGUGGUUCAUGAUCUUGUAAGUCCAUGAAAUUGAACUCAUGAUGGUGGUCUGCUUCAUGUUGAUGGUUCUUAUCAGAAGAAUGCUCCAUUUCAAGUGUGUCAAAACCACUGUUUACUGUCUUGCUGGUCACAAAUGAGAACUGAUGCUUUCAGUGUGUUGAAGGCUUUACUUUGCUCAUACACCCCGGAAAUACUCCACAUAUAACUUUUUUUUUUUUUGCUUUUAAAUUUAUUUUUGUGUGCAUUUUGUAUUUCUAAGUGUAAUUUUUUUCUGGUUUUGUUUUACUUCCGUUAUGUUUUUGUGAGAUAGAGAUGAGUGUGGACACUGUUUUUAAUAUUUUUGGUUUGAUGUUGGCAUGAUCUCAGUGUGCCAAGAUGCCAUUUUCUUUUAGCCUGUCCCAAAUCCCAGAGGCUUCAGUCCUGAAGUGAUGCUGUAGAGUUUGCAUCUGGAUUCAGAGCAGAGCUGUGUGGAAGGAUUCUUUACCACACUGACAGUUGUUCAUAAUCACCAAGCUGGACCACAAAGGUGAUAUGCAGAGUAAUAGGUUAUUUUUGAUUUAAUUUAAAUGUGAUUUAGAUUUUUUUUCCUGUUUGCUGUUUCCCCUGUGUGUGUGAAUGUAAUAACGUCUUGCAAGAGCUGUAGUAAAUUCUUUUUGUCUUUUUGGCAUGUCAUAUUGUUUUAAAGUUCCCAAUAAAGCCCACCACAGACAAAUCAUGA